Pygocentrus nattereri (red-bellied piranha) is the source of this 984-nucleotide messenger RNA. RefSeq names its product forkhead box D5 (gene foxd5). Gene Ontology annotation, molecular function: DNA-binding transcription factor activity, RNA polymerase II-specific; RNA polymerase II cis-regulatory region sequence-specific DNA binding. Lineage: Eukaryota; Metazoa; Chordata; Actinopteri; Characiformes; Serrasalmidae. Gene Ontology annotation, biological process: anatomical structure morphogenesis; cell differentiation; regulation of transcription by RNA polymerase II. Bases 1 to 984 code for a protein of 327 amino acids. The record is from RefSeq and is a predicted model, not a curated record. The transcript has a single exon.
AUGAUCCUCUCCACGGACGAAGCAGCCAAUUUCUCAGCCGAGGAAGAGUCCAGCAUGGCUAGAGGAAACCUAACUGGGGUCUUCGUGGAGGUCUCAUCAAUGGAGCCCAGUGUGGAAGGAGGCAGCUCUGAAGAGGAGUCUUCUGCUGAAAGUGAGAGUAGCUUUGGCUCAGAGAGCCCAACCUCAGCCGAAAGCCCAAGCCAGCAGAAGAACAGCUCUGUCAAGCCUCCGUACUCUUACAUCGCCCUCAUCACCAUGGCCAUCCUCCAGAGCCCAAUGAAGAAACUGACCCUGAGUGGCAUCUGCCACUUCAUCAGCGACAAGUUCCCUUAUUACAGGGCCAAAUUUCCAGCUUGGCAGAACUCCAUCAGGCACAACCUGUCGCUCAAUGACUGCUUCAUUAAGAUCCCAAGGGAACCUGGUAAUCCAGGGAAGGGCAACUACUGGUCCCUCGACCCUGCUUCAGAGGACAUGUUCGACAACGGCAGUUUCCUGCGCAGAAGGAAGAGGUUUAAGAGGAGCCAGCCAGAAUACUCCAAAGAUGGACUCUUACUUUACCCAAACAUUGGUUAUCGACCUUACGGGAGACCUUACUGUAUGUCUGGACAGGUGUUAACACAUGCUGCCCCCCUUGGAUAUGUGCCAGCCCAGGAUGGAAUGGUUUUGCCAACCCAAGACAGUGUGGUCCUGCCACCCCCAUAUUUUCAGUACCAGAAUGUUUCCAACAUUAAAGCCAGAGAACUUGGCCUCCCUGAGCAAAGGUCUGAAGGCCAAACUCAGAAGUGCUCUUUCAGUAUCGACAGCAUUAUGGCUAAAUCAAGCCCUGCAGGACACAAACCGUCCAUCCCCCAACUUCCACCCGAGUACCUCUGUCCACGGCCACCACCAUCCUGUGUGGUUCCACAGUGGCUCCCAGGGCCCAGGACUUCUUUUGCUCUAACCACGCUGCCAUUUGCAGAAACACUCCGGGUGGCCUACUCCUAA